AUUCACUCAUCAUACUUAUUGAAAUAGAGGAUAUUUAUAAAGAUCAAGUAAAAAGACCAGACAUUUUUGAUCUAGAUUAUUCAGCAAGCUAUGAUCCUAAAACUUCUGAUAACUCAGAUUCUGAAGACCCUAAAAAGAAGUAUAGUAUCUAA
This is a messenger RNA of Funneliformis mosseae, 152 nucleotides long. The record is from the annotation of a GenBank genome assembly. Lineage: Eukaryota; Fungi; Glomeromycota; Glomeromycetes; Glomerales; Glomeraceae.